Messenger RNA from Caenorhabditis auriculariae, 7676 nucleotides. The record is from the annotation of a GenBank genome assembly. Lineage: Eukaryota; Metazoa; Nematoda; Chromadorea; Rhabditida; Rhabditidae.
AUGCCGAAGUUAGCUUCUCUCCGGGCCGUCAUUUCGAGCUCGAGAAGAGCCAUGAGACCGUUGAGUGUGCGGCGGAAGAUCGCCAACGAUCCAGCACGCGUUCCGGAAGACGCCGUCAGUUUUCUGUUACCUGAAUUCGGAAAAAUACCUUCUUUUCUCAGAAAGUUCUUUAUUUAUUGUUAUACUGACAUCAGCACGAAUUAAAACUAAAAAUAUCUUCAUGUAUCGUAUAUUCAUACAUAUAUAUACAAAAUCGCAAACCUUAUUAAUUGCAAAAAAGUUGAUUUUUUUGAUUUACUGAAUGAACAUGGAAAAACAGAUCUGUUCCUGAUCAGAGAAAAAGGAGUAAAGUUUGUGCAAUAUGUGCAAUCUGUCUUCUUCUGCUUCAGCGUUUGUCCCGCUCGGUUGCGGGGUCCGCUAUUCUGGAUCGUAGGCGCCAUUUUAUUCGAUCGGCUGCAUGGUCUGGGUGUAGUCGGGUGUUCUUCAUGUCGUUGUGGAGAGCGUCCAACCAUCGUAUAUUCAUACAUAUAUAUAUUAAUAGAGUGUGUGCAAUCUGUGCAUGCUUAAAAUUUGAGAAAUAUGUGCAAUCUGUGCAUGCUUAAAAUUUGUGUUUUGCGAAGCUUUGUGCAAUUUGUGCAUGCUUUCAAGGUUUAAAGAAAAUUUGUGCUUUGCACGCAUGUUCAAGGCGGCCGGUCGUAUUACGGUAAUCAAGCUAGGUUUUUGGGAAAUAAAAUGAAAACUUGUGUUCUUUUUGUGACGUAACUCAUCUUGUAACCUCGAGAAAUAGGUCCUUAACAAAAGAGAAAAAAUUUAAAAAAAUAUCCUGGCUCCGAAACUGACGGCGCAAUAUCGACCGGCCACCGGCCGCCGUAGUUCUGUCUCAAACAUGCGUGUUUGGACCUAUAAAUCUUCAUGAGGUAUAUAUUUUAUGUUUUCCAGGGCGCGGAGAAAGUUUCACCUGUGAUCCCCACCACUGAGGAAGCGAGAAGUCACGACGUUCGUUUUGAAACGUCUUUUUUUUUUAAAAAAAUUCGUGAAGCAUGUUCACGGAGUUCUUACACCCAAUAUUGUGGACUAUAUCGUAGCGAGAGUAAUUCUAUACCGCGGGAGAGCCGCGAGCAACAUAUCGCUCGCCUCUCGCUGCGACCUCGCUAACGUCUUGCGUUGUAUCGAUCUCUUAAAAAUUUUCCUUCAAAAAUUUUUUUUUUUCUUUAAUUUGAUUCAUUUCAUCAUAGAAGUCGAAAAUAAAGCAAAAAAAAUUAUUUUGAAUUUCAAGUUUUUUGAGGGAGCGAUAUGGCAGCGAGACUUUGACGAGAUUGCAACAAGAAGCCUUGGCUAUAUCGCCUGCGGCCCACGAUUCACGGCUAGCUUGGGACGCAAAAAGGCAUGGCCUGUCUGCACUCUUCACUAACCAGGGCACUGUCUCGUCUCUUUUCGUGGCAGGACCCUUUUCUCGAUGGCUCAAGCCAGCCGUAAAUCAGCUAUAUAUAGGCAAUUAUUUUGUGUGUAAAGGGAGUCAAGCUUUCAUUCAGUGCGUUGGACGAGGACUAAACAGAAUAAUCAACUUCUGAAAACGCAUUCGUAUAGAUAAACCGAAGCAAAAAAGAGUUUUCGUUAAAUCGCAAACCGCUACUCCCUGACGUCAUUUCAUGACACCAUUCGUAACACAAGAAAUAAGCGUAAUCGAAAUAUUUAUUUUAUUCACGUGAACAUGAUUCAGCAGAUUAUUAUUAUCUCAUUUCAUCACGUCGACUGGUCGGUCUCUUUGCCGCUCUCUCAUGGGAUAAUAUUCCGACGCCCGUCAGCCCUGGACAAGCUGGGCGCUGUACUGUUCCAACAUGGUGAAGCAGUUUAUUCGCUGGUACUACCAACGGGCCAACAUUAUUUCCCAACGCUAGCUGUCACUCCGGGACGUAUUGGACAACAAUUGUGGACCGUCACCCGCGCCGACGACUAAUUCUUCGAUUAUACCAUGAUUCAGCAGAGAUUUUCUUCAACUUACUCUGAAGACUGAAUAAAUUGAUAUGAAUUGAAAUUGAGAUUAAAAAAAUUGAAGAAUGAGAGGAGCCUGAAUUGCGCCUUUGCAUUAAAACUGCGCCUACAGGUUCAUGCAUUACUUAAGAAAAUAGGCUUAGUUUUAAGGCUUCACACGGAGGCGGAGCGCGCAUAGCGCGAAGCCGACUGUGGCUCGCUUCGAAAAAAACUGAGCCACAGUAAAAAAAUUCGUCAAAUAAAUGAAAUACUUGACAUAAAAAGGCAUUUAGUUUCAAAAAAGUGGACACUAAUAACACUAUCAGGUCACUCUAAACGAUUUGCAAACUUGAUACGCGUAGCGAAAAAAAUCUGCAAAAAUGUAUUUCCCAGAAAAAAAUUAAAGGAGCACACUGUGCGUAGGCGUGGGCCUCGACGCCUCGGAUUAUUCCAAACCUUUAAAAAGGUUUCUAAAAAAAGUAAGAAAAAUAGAAGAAUAAAAAAAGUUUCCAAUCAAAAGGGGAUUUUCAAGUGUGUUAUCUUUCUGUUUCUCAUGUGACCGGAAAAAGUUUUCACGUCGAAUCUAAUUUUAUAAAUUGGAACGUAAAAAAUGAAUAAAAUGAUAUGGCUGCGUGCGCAAGUUUUGCAAAUGAAGAUGAUGUCAUAGGGAUGACGUCAGGGAGUAGCGGUUUGCGAUUUAACGGGAAGUGCAAAAAAGAAACCAAAAGCAAAAACCAAGGCAAAAAAAGAAACUUUUGUUUUUCGAAGAAGAGAAAAACUGGCGUGCGAGAUUCUAUAUAGCACGGUUCUCGCGGCUGUAUCGCUUUUUUUCAAAAAUAAAAAAAAAUUUUCCCGGCUAUAUAUACGAUUAGCUUUUUCCCGAAAUCAUUUUAAUCAAAAACGCGUCGUCUUCAAAUUGUCGAAAUUAAUUUGGACACAGCAUAAUAUUAUCGAAAUUUGAGUAGUUUCAAAAAUAAAAAAGAUUUCAGUCGACGCGACGGAGGAGGGCUGUCAAAAAUAACGGAGGAAAUCCUGAUAAUGAAGUCAUAUAAAUCUUCUUGGUCUCCUUUAUGUUUUAUUUUUCAGGCAUUUCCGAAAAAACCGCUUGAUGAGGUACAAUGGGAGGUAUAACUGGUUCACGGCUGGCUUUAAGAACAUGCGGAGUACCUCAGGUGCACUUUUAAUUACCUUCAGUCGGAGGUUUAAAAGAGUUACUCUGAGAGGCUCAUAAAUAGGCGUCUCCCAAUUUCAUUCGUCCAUUUCUUUGUCUCAAGUCAGCCGUGAACCGCCUGUGUCUUUAUGUCAUCAAGUAUCAAUUCAGAAGAGCGUAUCUCGCAGAGUGAGAAAAAUUGGACCAAACACUGUGACUCGGACACAGGAAGCGACUGCUGAUGGCGAGGUUUUUGGCUUUUCUUUCAAUAUUCACAAAAUUCCUGUUUAAGCCGACCACUGAAGCCAAGACGAAGCAGGAUCAAGUCAGUAAAUUAGGAACGGUUAGUUUUCUUCUCCUUUUUGGUUUUGCCAAUCGCAAACUUUUUGCUGGAAUAAAUUCGAGACUUUUUGUAUGAAUUUAUGGAUUUAUUGUUCUGGAUACAAAACAAAGGGCUUCAGAUGAGAAGGACGAUAGCAAGCAGAACUCCACGUAACAGAGGAACCAACCGCGGUCCGGCCCAGUCCCUCGUCAACACCGUUACUGGCAACCGCACCGAAGAGAACAUACCGGUUUGGAAAUUUUGUUUGAUCUUCAGAUCGCAACUAGUACCAAAUCUGAAAGAAAAUAUUAAAGGAAAGUCCUAAACGGAAGUUUUACGAAAAUAUUUUAGGCGUAUCGGUGAAUAAAUUUUUGUCAGGGCACUAUUAAUUUUUCAAAGUUUUCAUUACUUCUCGAUAUAUUAAUCUUAUGUUUUUUUUUUCUGGGUUUGUUGUUUUCCAAAAGAGAAACUAGCGAAAAUAGCUGUUUUUUCCGAAGUUUUUGGUCUAUUUUUCUCACCUAUUUACGUCAGGAAGAAUUUAACUUAUAACUUUUCCACGUUAAGAGUUGUUUGACUUUAGGUUCAAUCAAAACCGAGCACCGUCAAAAAAAGCGGCAAGAAAGCUUUGCGAGAAGGAGAAAUUGUAGAAGGAACUUCUGCGUGAGAGUCACGAGUUUCUGGGAAAAUAGUUCAGCGUUUGAGGUAUAAAAUUGUGUGUCUGAUCCGCAGCGGAAACUACAAUGUUGACUACAAGGUUCUCGACGAAAACGAUCAGGUUUUUUUCUACUAAGCUCUGUCGUUUGGAUGAAAAUUCCUAGGAAAUGUUCUUGCGAACAGAGCCUGGCGGAAAGCCGAAGUUGAAGUUUGCUGUGAGUCAAAACUUGCUUAUUGGAAAGAAGGAUUCUUGCAGUCGAGCAUUUUGAUGAAACUUGGGAAGAUCCCAAUGAAAGAAAAGGAGAAACACGUGCUGGACUUUGUCGAGUUUGGCGUAAGCAAGAAGCACAAGUUGAACGUUUUUCAAAUCGUCAAUCUGAAAAAACGACAUUUUUUUCAGUUCGUUGUGACUUCGUCUCAUGGACCGACGGUUGAAGACGUCAGGAAGCUCUUUGUUCACACGAACUUCACUCUCGACUGCGCCUUCAACGUUUCCGUCCAGGCUCUCAUGGUGAAAUUGCUUUCUUAGAAUUUAUGCAAUUUCAGUUUUAAAUUUGAACAUCUUAAAUAGUAGAAAGGUUUUCGUUGCUGAUGAUUCAAUUUCAUAAUGGUAUUUCAUCGUACAUAAAUCAAAAAAGCAAAAUGAAGAGCAAUAAAAUUUAAAUUAUUGAAAUUACGAGCCUAAGGGUUAGAAUGGUCAGUUGGAACCGCUGUUAAGAUUAGCUUGUUGGGUUCCCUGAUUUUCUCAGCAAAGUUCAAAAAAAAAGAAAAAUUUAAACGUGAAUGCUUUGAUAUUUUGCCGGCUAGUCUCCUCUUUUUCGAAGCUUUGUUGGCACUUUUGAGGUGUUUAUAGGAUUUUUUCUUUCGAAUUUUCCUUUUUGAAAGUUCACUCUAAGGCGCUACAAGCAGUACACAAAUGUGGAUUUAUCAACCGCAACAUGAAGCCGUCGGCGCUGAACAUUGGCCUCGGGGACAAGGAGAACGUGGUCUACCUGGUGGACUUCCGCAUCGCUCGAACUCACAUCGACGCCAACACCAAGCUUCCGAAGCCGGCACGCGCCAAUGUGCCCUUCAUUGGAACGACUCGUUACGCAUCGCGCGCAUGUCUUCAGUGCCUCGACCAGGGGCGUCGCGAUGACCUCGAGUCUUGGCUCUACACGGUAAAUCUUUUUUUUGCCGAAGGAUAGAAAAAAUUAAUAAUUAUUAGCGCUUUUCUUAUUUCAGCCUACUCACAUUUUUAACAAUUUCAUUCAAAUAGCUCGCUGGCUCCGAAGUCGGGAGUUACCUAAAAGGAACCUCAAAAAAAGAUCUUAGUUCCGAGAACUGUAAAAAGAAAGUUUUACUGUUUGAAACACUGCAGCAAAGAAUUUCAGUAUAGCGCCACUUGACGUGAAAGCGUUGACUCCAAUAAUGAGUUUAUGAAGUGUGUGAGAGAUAGAUGCAUGAGCGACGCUCAACAAUCUCAAGUAUAACACUAUCAAAUUUAAAGCCGAUUAUCCUCUCUUUUGCUCUGGAUAUCUUUCAUACUAGUACUUUUUAUGAAAAAAAAAUGUUCACAGGUUUUUAAUCUGAUCGAUGAUAACAACGGCUUGCCAUGGAAAAGAAAGACGCGUCCUGAAACGUUGAAGAUGAAGGAGCAGUUCUUCAAACAUGAAUGUUAGACAUAUUUCCAUGAAUAACUCUCAUCAGAUUUUCAGUAGAAAUAGCCUAUUCCCUGGUGCCGAAGCCUAUGAAAAGACUUGUUGAGUAUGUACAGCAGCUUUCCUACGAGACCGAACCAGACUAUGCGUAAUUUUCAGCUGCUUAGGCGAAAGAAAACAUGAAAUUAAGAUACAUUUUCACCUUCCUGCAGUCUACGAUGAAGGAGUUCAACUUACAAAUGGAAAAAUACGAUUGGAGUGGAAAAGUUCCGAAGGAGCUGACCAAAGAAGUCUAUCACGGGGUUAUUCAUCAAAGAGUCUCUGAAAAAGUUGCUCGUUUCAGGGAGUGCGAUCGCCGGACAACAAGCUUUCCGGUGCCGACGACUUUGAGUUGGUUGAAUUCACCUAAAAUUUAAAUUUGUCAUUGCAGAGGGAAUGCGGCUGCUCAAAUGGCCAAAAAAGUAAAAAGAAUACGUCAUAUUUUUUAAUCAAAUCAAAUUUAGAGGGUUACCGAUCGGAAAAAACUUUCACCUGGAGACUGCAUUAAAAACGGAAUUACAACGUUUCUAGCAAAGCCAUCUCUGACAUCAGAAUUAAUCUUUUCAGCUGGAAAGUUGUAUCUUUGCUCGGCUCCGGAGGGUUCGGAGACGUCUACAAAGUGCGCAACCCUGCAAAUAGGGCUGCUCGGGUGCUUUCCAACUUGUUAUUUGUACAGUUCUCACCUUUUUCCAGCCUCUUGCGCUGAAAACGGAGAGCGCUUUUGGAAGCAAGACGAUGUUACGUCUGAAGGUUGAAGUUGGAGUGAUGAUGACGAUACAUGAGGCGCGAAAGAAACAGCAGAAGCCUUACCGAAACUUUGUCGAGUUCAUUGAUCGCGGAAAAAACGACGAGCUCAAGUGCAAGGUGAGAUGUACAUCUAACUUCUGACCGCUUUUUCCAGUUCGUCGUCAUGAGUCUGGUCGGUCCUUCAGUGGAAGAUGCCCGCAGGAAGUUUGGCGUUAAAAUAUCGCAUCGUCCGUCGGCCUACAACAUUGCGCUGCAAACACUCGAGGUCAGCCUCGGGAAGUUUGGAAUUCUCGAAUUUCAAUCGAUUUUGCAGGGAAUCCGAGACCUACACGAACUCGGUUUCUUGCACCGCGACAUCAAGCCAGCCAACUUUGCCUUUGGAAUCCACGAGAACGAAUCGACGGUCUACGUCCUCGACUUUGGAAUCUGUCGCAGUUUUCUCGAUCCGGCCACCAAAAAGCACCGCGUCCGUUUUAUUUUCUCCACCUCUCCCUUCCCAGUGUUCUGAUUUGAGGCCCCACGCAAAAAAGUCAAGUUUCUCGGUACCACAAGGUUUGCCUCCCGUGCGUGCAUGAAAAACAUGGACCAAGGCAGGAAAGACGAUAUCGAAUGCUGGCUUUUUAUGGUUACAUUUCGAUGAGCUUUAUCGAUCUUAUAACUCAUUCAAGGUUUAUGAUGUGUUCGAUGAACAGUACGGCAUUAUGUGGAAGAACAUCCCCAGAGAAGAAGUUGUCACUGCGAAGGACUUGUUUUUUCAACAUAAACGUGAGAUUUAGUUUUGAAGAACUGUGGAAACAGGAAAAUUGCAGUUUCCAAGGUAUACAGGAACAUUCCAAAGGGCUUGAAGGUCAUUGUAGAGUAUAUUGACAAACUCGAGUUCCAGUCUGAACCAGAUUACGCGUACGUUUUUGUUUCAUUUUAAUAGUCACGAAAGAUGAAAUUCUGAAGGUACAUCGCAAACGUGCUGAAACAGACGGCAGCUGAUGGAAAACAUUCGACAAAUGGCACGAUUUGGGUUGGCAGACUGAACAAAGCCGCUUCACAGAACAACUCGGUUAACUUCUAAGCAAGACUCACUCCAGUAUUGCUUUUUCAGGACGAAAGCGGAAGUUCCGACAUCGAAGUAUCUGGAUCUCAUGAUACCGAGACUUGA